CUGCGGUGGGAGCCGGGAGCGGCCGAGGAUGGCGGCGGCACCGGCGGCGCGGGAGCUCACGCAGAACCCGCUGCAGAAGACGUGGGAGCCCUACGACAACGGGCUGCCCGCGGGGCACAGCGCCCAGCGCGGCGUAUGUAUGACCAAUUGCCCUACUCUGAUUGUCAUGGUGGGUCUCCCUGCAAGAGGAAAAACCUACAUUUCGAAGAAGCUGACACGCUAUUUAAAUUGGAUUGGAGUGCCUACAAAAGAAUUUAAUGUUGGUCAGUAUCGUCGAGAUUUGGUGAAAAAGUAUAAAUCCUUUGAAUUCUUCCUGCCUGACAAUGAAGAAGGCUUGAAAAUCAGGAGACAGUGUGCCUUAGCAGCGCUGAACGAUGUCCGGCAGUACCUCAGCGARGAGAACGGGCACGUGGCUGUCUUUGAUGCUACAAACACAACUCGAGAACGUAGAGAAACUAUUUAUAAGUUUGGUGAAGAAAAUGGAUAUAAGACUUUUUUUGUGGAGUCCGUAUGUGUUGAUCCAGAGGUCAUUGCUGCAAACAUUGUGCAAGUGAAGCUGGGUAGUCCUGACUAUGUUGAUUGUAGUAAUGAUGAAGCAACAGAAGACUUCAUGAAAAGAAUAGAGUGCUACAAGAAUUCAUAUGAGACCUUAGAUGAAACUCUGGACAAGGAUCUUUCUUACAUUAAAAUUAUGGAUGUCGGAAGGAGUUACCUUGUGAACAGAGUGAUGGAUCACAUCCAGAGCCGGAUUGUCUACUACCUCAUGAAUAUCCAUGUGACUCCUCGGUCAAUCUACCUCUGCCGACAUGGGGAGAGUGAACUCAAUCUGAAGGGGAGAAUAGGAGGAGAUCCUGGGCUGUCUGUCAGGGGGAAAGAAUUUGCCAAAAGCUUGGCACAGUUUAUUAAUGAGCAAAAUAUCAAAGAUCUGAAAGUUUGGACCAGCCAGAUGAAAAGGACAAUUCAGACUGCUGAAGCCUUGGGAGUGCCUUAUGAGCAGUGGAAGGUUUUGAACGAGAUAGAUGCAGGAGUGUGUGAAGAGAUGACAUAUGAAGAAAUACAGGAAAAUUAUCCGCUUGAAUUUGCACUGAGAGACCAAGACAAAUACAGAUACAGAUACCCUAAAGGGGAGUCCUAUGAAGAUCUUGUUCAGAGGUUGGAGCCAGUAAUUAUGGAACUUGAAAGGCAGGAAAAUGUGCUUGUCAUUUGUCACCAAGCUGUCAUGCGCUGUUUGCUCGCAUAUUUUCUUGACAAGCCUGCAGAACAACUGCCCUACCUGAAGUGCCCACUGCAUACUGUCUUAAAGCUUACCCCGGUGGCUUAUGGAUGUAAAGUAGAAUCGAUAUUUCUGAAUGUGGAAGCUGUAAACACACACAGAGAUAAACCUGAGAAUGUAGAUAUUUCCAGACCUCCCGAGGAUGCUCUUGUAACUGUCCCUACUCAUCAGUGAAUCCUGUGUGCUGACCAGCUAUCGAACUCGGGGUGCUGUUUUCAUCCUACUACUUCAAAAUAAAUCGAAAAACUAAUCAUUCCAAUCACUUUGAAAUAAAAAAAAAGCCCCACCCAAACCCAACUCAUAACCCAAACCAAAUGUUUGUACAGCAUGACUUGAAAAAAUUUAUCAAAUCACAAUAAAACUGUUGCACUGGCUGAUUUAUUGUGGAUGAAUUAUCAAACCUUGAUCGGCUCUCAUUGGUUUUGUAAAUUGCAGUAAUUUAAAUAUCGUGCAGCAUCAAGUUUUAUUGUAACAGCCAACAAUCAUUUUGUGUUAGUUGCAGUGUAUUUAUGAAAGCCAYGAAACACAACAUCCUGUGUGAGAUAAGAAAGUCAACAUUUGUUUUGCCCAGCAGAGCACCACUAUUAUCUGUUUCAGGGCCCUUGGGAGUGAUUGGGUUGCCAUGUAAUGUAAAAUAACAUCCCAUAAUUACUGUAAGCCCCUAAUCCUGCUGAUCCGCAGCACUGGUGCUCUCCAUGUGCUAAUUAAUGAUGUGCUGUGUUGGAACAGUAGCAACACAGCUAGUCCUCAUUUAUUUCCAGGACAAUUAUUCAAAGAAUAGGAAUGUGUAUAGAUGUUUUUAAUAUACAACUUUUGUUAACAGCUGUUCUGCAUUAACCAGGCUUUAGGGUUUGCCUGGGGGCAGAAGUGAUUUUAAAUUCCCUCUUUUCUGGUUUU
Malurus melanocephalus (red-backed fairy wren) is the source of this 2170-nucleotide messenger RNA. RefSeq names its product 6-phosphofructo-2-kinase/fructose-2,6-bisphosphatase 4. Lineage: Eukaryota; Metazoa; Chordata; Aves; Passeriformes; Maluridae. Gene Ontology annotation, cellular component: cytosol. Gene Ontology annotation, biological process: fructose 2,6-bisphosphate metabolic process; fructose metabolic process. The transcript is spliced from 14 exons. Bases 29 to 1447 code for a protein of 472 amino acids. Gene Ontology annotation, molecular function: fructose-2,6-bisphosphate 2-phosphatase activity; 6-phosphofructo-2-kinase activity; ATP binding. The record is from RefSeq and is a predicted model, not a curated record.